CCCUGCAGUACCGCACAGGGCCGGGGGUGGCGCCAGAGAGCCCUCCUCCCCACACAUACACACACACGCCGCUCCGCUAAAGAUGUGAAAAUGGCGGAGCUACAAAUGCUUUUGGAAGAGGAGAUUCCAGCAGGACGAAGCGCACUACUAGACAGCUUCACCAAUUUGGAAAGAGUCGCCGAGUACUGCGAAAGCAACUAUGUCCAGUCUCCAGACAAGCAGAGGGCGCUGGAGGAGACCAAGAACUACACCACCCAGUCUCUGGCCAGCGUCGCCUACCUGAUCAACACGCUGGCCAACAAUGUCCUCCAGAUGCUGGACAUCCAGGCCUCGCAGCUCCGCCGCAUGGAGUCCUCCAUCAACCACAUCUCACAGACGGUGGACAUCCACAAGGAGAAGGUGGCCCGGCGGGAGAUCGGCAUCCUCACCACCAACAAGAACACGUCCCGCACGCACAAGAUCAUCGCCCCAGCCAAUCCCGAGAGGCCUGUGCGCUACAUCCGCAAGCCCAUCGACUACAGCAUGCUAGACGACAUGGGCCACGGAGUCAAGGCCAGCGCUCAGAACAUGAAGGCCGGAGGCGGCGGACUCCCUCGCACAAACCCCCCCACACAGAAGCCCCCCAGCCCACCCAUGUCGGGGAAAGGGACCCUUGGGCGCCACUCCCCCUAUAGGACGCUCGAGCCGGUGCGUCCGCCCGUUGUCCCUAACGACUACGUCUCGAGCCCGACGCGCAACAUGGCGCAGCCCCAGCAGAGCCCUACACGCACUGCAUCCGUUAAUCAGAGGAACCGCACGUACAGCAGCGGGAGCAGCGGAGGCAGCCAUCCCAGCAGCAGUCGCAGCAGCAGCCGAGAGAACAGCGGCAGUGGCAGCGUGGGCGUGCCCAUCGCCGUGCCGACCCCAGCCCCACCCACCGCCUUCCCAGGCGCUCCUCAGUUCUACAGCAUGAACCGCCCGGCGCAGCCCCCCCACAACUCGCAGGUGGGAGGCUCGCUGCCGUAUCGCCGACCCGCGUCCGUCACCGGUCAGCCCAACAUGGCCCACAACCAAAGCCAGCUCAAUGGGGGACCACACUUCGCGCAGAACCCAGCCGGCCCGCUCGCGCCCCCUCCCCCCUCCAUGCAGAUCACCCCUCAGCUGCCUCUGAUGGGCUUUGUGGCCCGAGUUCAGGAGACUAUCUCAGACGUGCCGCCUCCACCUCCGCCCUCCGAGGAGCCGGUGUUUGAGGAACCCACACCACCCCCUCCGCCGCCGGAGGACGACGAGGACGACGAGGACGAGGAAGAAUCGGCCGUGGUGGAGUACAGCGACCCGUACGCCGAGGAGGACCCGCCCUGGGCCCCGCGCACCUACAUGGAGAAAGUGGUGGCCAUCUACGACUACGCCCGCGACAAGGAAGACGAGCUCUCGUUCCAGGAGGGCGCCAUCAUCUACGUCAUCAAGAAGAACGACGACGGCUGGUACGAGGGCGUGAUGAACGGCACCACGGGCCUGUUCCCCGGCAACUACGUUGAGUCCAUCAUGCACUACGCCGACUGAACGACCCCCGCCCCCUCCCUCUCUGGGCGGUGGAGGAGUAAAGGGAGGAGCGUUAGACGGGGGAGGGGGAGGGGGAGCCGCGGGUUUAAAGGUCAAAGACUUUGAUCAGACAGAGCAUGAUCACUUCCGGGCGAAGAGAGGACAGAAAGAGGAGGAGGAGGAAGAGGAGAAGUUUUUAAAGAAGUCGCAACAUGACAAACUCUGGACACAGGCGCCAUUGUAAAACAACCACUACUCGACAUAUAUCCUUCCCUGUAACAUUUCUUUCUUUGUCUUCUUUAUUGGACUGGGACGGUGGUGGAUUUCUUGCGUUUUUGAGAGUUUUUUUGCGUUACGUUAUGAGGCCACUACGUUGAUUUUUUAUUUUUUUAUUAUUUUUUGGGCUUUCCCGCCUUUAAUCGACAGGACAGCUAAGUGCGAAAGGGGAGAGAGAGGGGGGUCGGGCACGAAAUCGUCCCUGGACCUCUGCGUCGAGUCAUAAACCUCUAUGUAUACGUGCGCCUGCUCUACCCACUGAGCCAACCCGGCCACGUUUGAUUGUUUUUGUAACCGAUUUUCCCUUAUUUUAAAGAAUAUUUAUUUGGGUUUUGUAGUGGGACAGAUGGUUUGCAGGUAGAUGGGGUGGGGGGGGGGCAAAAAGGGCUGGAGAACGCCUUCAUGUGUUGAUUUUUAGUGAAAAAUACUCCUCUCUCUAUCCUCGAUGUGGGGUGGAACAAAGCGGUAGUUUCAGUACUUGUCUUUGUAUUUGUGUAGGUACUUCAGCAGAGAGCGUGCCAAAGCUGACAUUCACUAGGAUAAAGCACAUCAAAUGUCUUAGGGCGACGCACACCAAGCUAGAACUACAAGUGGGUCGGACAAAAAGGCGUCUAAAAGGAAACCGAAAAGCCCCCGAGAGUGCUUUAAACCCCCCCGUUUUCUUUUAUUAAUUUAUUUUUUUUGUUGCUGCUGAUUGUGUUCAUUCAAUAAUCUGAAAUAUCUUAACGCCACGCCGGUCCGCGGUUUAACUUGAAAGGGGGGGCGAGUUCAGUCACUCUGCGCGUCACUCUGCAGCGUGAACGCAAAACCAAACCAAAACUGAAAAAUGCGAUGUUUGCGGCUCCAGCCCCUCCCCCCUCACUUUGCUCACUUUGCCGGCCGGCGUGCGUUGUUUUCCGCGAGAAGGAAUCGUCUUUCGGCCCUUGAAUACGAGAGGAAACGCGGGAUUCCUCGAUUGCGCAGGGACCUGGAUUUUGAAGUCUUUGCUUCCGUAGCUCCUGUCGUGACUAGGGUUGGGCAUCGUUUGGAAUUGCUACGAUUCCGAUGUGACGUGUUUACUAGCGAUCACAUGCAGUGAGCGGUGAAUUUGCUUUCACGUCCGUUUUUGGUGAGCCCAGAGGGAAAAUAUGGCAUUUUAAAAGUAGCCUACAUUUACAGUAGCUAGCUAACGGUAGACUACAGAGGAAGGGGGAUGUUUUGAUGUCCGUUUCAGAGCGACAGAUCCGACAGAAUCGACACAUUAAGCGGAACCGGAACUGGCGUUCUAAUCCGGUCCGAUUCCUACCGGUUGCGUAGUGGAAUCGGCUUUCGGUACCCAACCCUAGUGGUGAAUACUGGAAGUGUAUUUGUUGGGUUGGCGAGGCUAAUCAUUUGCAGUGUUCACAUACAUUUGAGAUGAAGGCAUUUUAAUUUUUUAUUUCUGACGUUUCACCCAAGGGGUCCAGCAUCGCGGGGUUGUUGUUUUUUUGGGUUUUUUUGCUCGCAGAGCGGCAGGCUGCAUGUUUCGACUGAUGAUUAAUGUCUUAAUAUUUUUUUUAGAUACGGUGUGGUUUGGUUUUUUGAUAUUCACCCGCGACGACGAAGAUGCAUUUAGGUCAUUUCUAAUAUGCUUGUGCCAUAUUGAUGUGUGUGUGUGUGUGUGUGUGUGUGUGUGUGUGUGUGUGUGUGUGUGUGUGUGUGUGUGUGUGUGUGUGUGUGUGUGUGUGUGUGUGUGUGUGUGCGUGCGCGUGUGUUGCUGGUCAGAGGUUAUCACUUCAUUUGCAAUAAAUCGGCCGGAGUGGAGUGGCUUUUC
Molecule: messenger RNA, 3589 nt
Organism: Perca flavescens (yellow perch)
Lineage: Eukaryota; Metazoa; Chordata; Actinopteri; Perciformes; Percidae
Gene: abi2b
Product: abl-interactor 2b
Exons: 10
Coding region: 91-1542 (483 amino acids)
Biological process (GO): neuron migration
Cellular component (GO): SCAR complex; actin-based cell projection; lamellipodium
Molecular function (GO): signaling adaptor activity; SH3 domain binding
Source: RefSeq, a predicted model, not a curated record